UUGUUGACGUGAGGUGACACCAUGCCAGUCCAGGCCUUCUCAUUCCCUAUACCUGAAACCAGGUUCUUUCAGGUCGGCCAACAUGUCUACAAGUUCAAGAUAAAACCUGGAAGUAAAAUUAGUAGUGAAGAGGAGAUGUUGGACAGUGAGUUUGUCAGUGAGGAGCUUGAGAAUGCUGUACGAGUUGUUCUCCUGAGCCUGGACAAUCUUCACCCGUUUGCCACACAGCAUUUUAACGUCUUUCCCUAUAGGAGUAAGUGGGAGUGUGUGUCAGAGCUGAGAUUUAGAAAAGGAGACACAAAAUUAUUUGCUUACCCCUUCCUCAUCACAUUAUACGUGGAGACAAAUGAUCCAGUCCCUCCACUCAGAGCGAACCAUGCGAGCACACAGGUCCCUUCCAUUAAGUUAAAGAUAAGUCAAACUGUACAGGACAGGGAAUCAAGAUUGGACAGUCCACAGCUUUAUACCUCCUGUGGCGUUCCUGUAGGUAAUGAACCAAAGCGCAGGAGAACAGAAGAACCACAAGAGGGACCUUUGAUUUCUGAAGAGCUGCCCGAGGUCGCAGAAGAAAUAGUUUGUGGCAAUGAGAUACACACUGAUUCAGAGGAGAUUUCUCCUGCCCCAAGUGCCCCAAGCCCAGAGUUUGAUGUUGUUGAGCAGGAUGCCCUGGACUCUAAAUGCACAGAGAGAGAAAAUCCGGGAGCCCUUGCUAGACUGGUCAGCAUUGCAGCAUUUCCCUUCUCCCUGCUGUUCAGGCGGAGCUGAUAACACAGCAACUGUGAUGUAAAAACUAUCAAGUUUGCAAUCAUUUCCAUUUUAGUUCCUGCCACUACUGUUUAAAAGUGAGUUGAUUGUUCUUUAAAAAAAAAAAAAAGCCAUCGCUAUGAAUUAAUAAUCUAAUAGAUACUGUGUAAAUGGCAUUUCGUGCUCUUUCUAGUGGGAAAAUGGUGAUUUGAUUAGUUCACUUAAGCUUUACACACUCGUUUCCUAUAUCUGCUCAUCCUCCCUAUUGCACAAUUUUUUAACACCAAUGUCAACAGAUUGUUUCGCUCUUAGAGAAAAAUAGUUUGUGAAG
This is a messenger RNA of Clarias gariepinus (North African catfish), 1075 nucleotides long. Its product is annotated as membrane-anchored junction protein. The transcript has 10 exons. Gene Ontology annotation, molecular function: DNA binding. Gene Ontology annotation, biological process: meiotic attachment of telomere to nuclear envelope; homologous chromosome pairing at meiosis. The record is from RefSeq and is a predicted model, not a curated record. The coding region runs from base 22 to 765 and encodes 247 amino acids. Gene Ontology annotation, cellular component: nuclear inner membrane. NCBI's taxonomy places the organism in Eukaryota, Metazoa, Chordata, Actinopteri, Siluriformes, Clariidae.